UUUUAUUCUUAUUUCAUCAUCUAAAGUCAUCACUUUUUCAGACUCAGACCUCGAGUAUUCAAACGAAUGAUAAUUAGCUUCCUCCAGAUCAAAUCGGUAUUUUGGCUUGCGUAACAAUGCAAGGAGGAUCAACUGGCAUCGGCUAUGGCCUCAAAUACCAGGCUAGAUGCAUCGCAGAUGUCAAAGCAGACACAGAUCACACCAGUUUCAUCGCCGGCACUCUCAGUCUCAAAGAAGAAAACGAGGUGCAUUUAAUUAGGCUUUCAUCGGGCGGAACUGAACUCGUAUGUGAGGGUCUGUUUUCGCAUCCAAACGAGAUCUGGGACCUCUCUUCUUGUCCCUUUGAUCAGCGCAUUUUCUCCACUGUAUUCUCUUCCGGUGAAUCAUAUGGAGCAGCAAUAUGGCAGAUCCCUGAGCUAUAUGGACAGUUGAAUUCUCCACAGUUGGAACGUAUUGGCUCCCUUGAUGCCCACAAUUCUAAGAUCAAAUGCACACUAUGGUGGCCAUCUGGAAGGCAUGACAAGUUGAUCAGCAUAGAUGAGCAGAAUCUCUAUUUGUGGAGCUUGGAUUCUUCAAAAAAGACAGUACAGGUACAAUCACAGGAGUCAACAGGAAUGCUUCAUUACUUAUCUGGUGGAGCAUGGGAUCCACAUGAUGUGAAUUCCGUUGCAUCAACAUGUGAAUCAUCAAUACAAUUUUGGGAUCUACGGACAAUGAAGUAA
Molecule: messenger RNA, 722 nt
Organism: Camellia sinensis
Lineage: Eukaryota; Viridiplantae; Streptophyta; Magnoliopsida; Ericales; Theaceae
Source: RefSeq, a predicted model, not a curated record